This is a messenger RNA of Mobula hypostoma (lesser devil ray), 3612 nucleotides long. RefSeq names its product RAP1 GTPase activating protein a (gene rap1gapa). Gene Ontology annotation, cellular component: membrane; cytoplasm. The transcript is spliced from 25 exons. The coding region runs from base 912 to 3287 and encodes 791 amino acids. Gene Ontology annotation, biological process: activation of GTPase activity; regulation of small GTPase mediated signal transduction. Gene Ontology annotation, molecular function: protein binding; GTPase activator activity. Lineage: Eukaryota; Metazoa; Chordata; Chondrichthyes; Myliobatiformes; Myliobatidae. The record is from RefSeq and is a predicted model, not a curated record.
CGUGACGUCAGAUGUCUUUGUCUGCAAAGCUGUUUGAUCUGUAAAUGAAGUAUCUGGGGAGCCUGCCACUCGACAAAAGAGCUCGUUCUGCACAUGUGCACCGUGGCAAAUGCAAGUAAAAUGGCUUGCGAGCGCAGAGCAUCAGCACACCGACUUUGAUGGGGAAACCGAACAUUUACUGCACACUAGGGAGAGCUGCAUUUAGCAACCUCACCGAAAACGACAGACCUCUGCCUUUGUGGGACGCAGUCUGGUGCCUGGUACAGUUAAUUUGUAAAAAGCGCUUUCGGCUUUACAGUCUUACAAGGACCAGACAAAGAAUGGUAUUCAGAAUUUACUGUACACUGCUUCUUCAAACAAAGCAGACUGUGUCUGGUCUGGCACUUUAAAAAUAUGAGGUUAGAGCGAUAUGUGAUUUUUGAACGUUGAAGAGCACGUGUUAACAUUGCUGUCGGAUUUGAAACAAGGCUGCUUCUAUCUGUAACUAUCUACGAAUUAAUUGGCUGAUUAUCAUGCACACUUUCUCUACUGAUAAUGAAUAGACAUACUGUCCCUGGUCCUAAAUAAAUAAUAAAAUUGCUUUGAUUUUAACAAAUUGAUGUGGGCGAGAAACUGCAUUUGGAGGGAUUCUAUGCUGUGAGGCCAGAUGAUACAAUUUACAUUCAGAGUUGUGAAUCGAAGAGGCUGAUUGCUGGUGAUUUACACUGAGAAGUUCUGGUUGACAGGAGUGUAGCUGUUGCUAUGAGAUACAGGAAAUGCAGCUUUGAACUUCUCCUUUCUGACUGAAUGGCAGCAGUUGAUUCUUGAGGAAGCGGGCUGUGUGGAAUAUACUCGCUCACUGGCAUCCUCAAGGGACGAUCUACCUUCCCCCUCGGUGUUCCAUUGCUAAGAGUCUGUUCCAGGGAUAAAAGAUGGAGAGACGGAAAAGGAGCUUUACAUUUGGAGCAUAUGGAGGGAUAGACAAGUCUUUCAUCCGUUUGAGAAGUACACAGAAGCAUGACGGAGUGGACCACAACAUUACCAAUUCAUUAGAACCUCCAAGCCCAGAAUUACAGUCACUGUACUCAACACGGCCCAAUCACAAGAACACAGACUUCUUUGAAAUGAUUGAAAAGAUGCAGGGAUGCAGAAUGGACGAACAGAGAUGCUCUCUUCCACCGCCUCUUAAAACUGAAGAAGAUUAUAUUCCGUACCCCAGUGUUCAUGAGGUCCUGCAGCGCGAGCCACCUUUCCCAAUCAUCCUCCUCCCUCAGUUUGGUGGCUACUGGAUCGAGGGGACUAACCACGACGUCACAAGUUCUCCUGAGACAGAGCGGGUUUCAUCGCCCCCUUCCAAACACAAGCUGGAGUGCAACUCAAUCGCCAAACUCUACAGGAAACACUUCCUGGGAAAGGAACAUUUCAAUUAUUAUUGCAUUGACAACGUUCUGGGUCACCUGGUCUUUUCCCUCAAGUAUGACAUUAUUGGUGACCAGGAGCACCUCCGCCUCUUGCUAAGAACCAAAUGCAAAACGUACCAGGAUGUCAUCCCCAUAUCCUGCCUGAUUGAGUUCCCAAACGUGAUCCAAAUGGCAAAGCUUGUUUGUGAAGAUGUAAAUGUGGAUCGUUUUUACCCUGUCUUAUACCCUAAGGCGUCCCGGCUAAUUGUAACAUUUGACGAACAUGUUAUCAGCAAUCAUUUUAAGUUCGGGGUGAUUUAUCAGAAAUUCGGCCAGACCUCAGAGGAACAGUUGUUCACCAACACUGAAGAGAGUCCUGCCUUUGUGGAGUUUCUGGAAGUGUUGGGGGAGAAGGUUGAACUUCAAGACUUCAAAGGCUUUCGAGGGGGCCUCGAUGUUGCACAUGGCCAGACAGGAACGGAAUCGAUCUACUGCAAGUUUAGAAACAAGGAAAUAAUGUUCCACGUCUCCACAAAACUCCCAUACACGGAAGGGGAUGCACAACAGCUUCAAAGGAAACGACACAUAGGGAAUGACAUAGUGGCCAUAGUCUUCCAAGACGAGAACACCCCUUUUGUGCCAGACAUGAUUGCGUCGAACUUUCUACAUGCUUACAUUGUUGUACAGGUCCAGUACCCCUGUACUGACAACACGCUGUACAAGGUCUCCGUCACUGCGAGAGACGACGUGCCAUUCUUUGGCCCAACUCUUCCUGACCCAGCCAUCUUUAAAAAGGGUGCUGAGUUUCAAGACUUCUUGCUCACCAAGCUCAUUAACGCAGAAUACGCGUGCUACAAGGCAGAAAAGUUUGCCAAAUUGGAGGAACGGACAAGGACAGCCCUGCUGGAGACCCUCUACGAAGAGCUGCAUGUAAACAGCCAGGCCAUGAUGGGGCUGGUCAACGAGGACGAGAAGAUUGAGAAUGGAGGAAGUGGAGGAGGAGGAUUUUUUGAAUCCUUUAAGCGGGUGAUUAGAAGUCGAAGCCAAUCGAUGGAUGCCAUGGGUCUCAGCAGUAAGAAACAGAACACUGUCUCUUCGAGUCACAGUGCCAGUCUUACCCAGACCGCAGGAGAAACCAUCAGAGCCCCUGCCAUUUCAUUACUUGUGCCCGGGAAAAGUCCCAGUAAGCAUGGACGUCGAGGCAGUGCGAUAGGCAUAGGAACAAUAGAAGAGUCCCUGAUUAUCCCUGGGAAGAGUCCAACAAGGAAAAAGUCCGGACCUUUUGGCUCUCGUCGGAGCAGUGCUAUUGGCAUUGAGAACAUCCAGGAGGUGGUAGAGAGAAGAGAGAGCUCAUCAAGUACUCAGAAGACCCCAGACAGUGGUCACAUAUCACAGGAACCAAAAUCUGAAAACUCAUCCAAUCAGAGUUCUCCCGAGAUGCCCACCACAAAGAACAGAGUAGUACUAAACCAGAAGGGCCUGUGUGAAGGCGUUCAGGAUCUCUCUCGCUCGUCGUCGAAUGCCAGUAGCUUUGCCAGUGUCGUAGAGGAAAACGAAGCCCUUGAGGACUAUGAUACCGGGAUGGACAGUCUAUCCUCCAACACGUCCCAGAAACGGAAUUCCUUCACCUACAGCACAUGGCUGGAAGACAGCACCAGUAACAUCAGCGCACACAGCGCCGGGAGCUCGACAAGUGGUCCUCGUCCUCUCGUCCUAGACCCUAGCAAGAGCGGUGAUUUACCCCGGCCUGAGAUCAAAAUUAAACUUGAAAAAUCUGAACCACAGAAAUUCUCUCAGAGUCACCAAAAGAGAAGUAAGUUAGUGGAGCUGAGGAGAAGUCGAAUGUUUGCCAGUAGUGACGACGUCGCCUCGCUCUCUAAAGGAAGCCAUCGGAAAUCUGGAUUGUAAAUUGGAGAGUUCAUUCAAAAUUUACAAAUAUAUUGUCAGACCGCAUUGCACUUUGAUUGUUGGAGAUUUGGUUCCACUGCCUCCGUGUAGAAACUGUCUGUGAUUAUCAGUGUCUCGUGUAGCUGUGUUAAUAUUGUCACUGGAUGAAGUCUAAAAGCACAAAUGGUGAAAUCAGUGAAGCGCUGUCGAAACCUUUAAAACACUGCGUUAGGCUAUAUUUAUGGAAAUUGUCCCCGUGUUUGGGUUAUUGUUGCUAAAACUGCUGAAUUAAAUAUGUAAAUAGGCUUUUGUAAAUAAUGCAGAUAAUUAAAAACCAUAAAUGUCA